Messenger RNA from Eucalyptus grandis, 983 nucleotides. RefSeq lists its product as uncharacterized. Lineage: Eukaryota; Viridiplantae; Streptophyta; Magnoliopsida; Myrtales; Myrtaceae. Gene Ontology annotation, molecular function: polysaccharide binding. The transcript is spliced from 3 exons. Bases 129 to 983 code for a protein of 284 amino acids. The record is from RefSeq and is a predicted model, not a curated record.
CUCUGCAUCGUUUUAAGGAGGGAGCAACUCAUGGUAUUCCUCUCGUCUUUGUCUAUCUCUCCUUUACAUAUCGACACUAAAUACUAGAUCUGCUUAACCAAUUCGUGCUCUCCGCUACUGCAUAAGCUAUGCACCAAGAUCAACCCCUUCUUCUUCUCCUCCUCCUCCUCCUUCUACAUCGGUCUUUUAGCAUUGCCAUCGAAAAUAAUCACUGCACAACCUUUUGCGGUGAGGUAGCAAACAUAAGUUACCCGUUUCGGUUGAUGGGAGACCCGAAAUUUUGCGGCCACAGUAAUUAUGAGCUAGCCUGCAUAGAUAACCGCACCAUUCUGGCUUUUAACUCGAGCAAGUACUUUGUACACAACAUCGACUACACCAACCAAACGAUUAGGGUCGCUGAUGUCAAGCUACAGAAGGGCAAUUGCUCAUCCCUUCCUCUCAAGUCUUUAUGGGGCCUUAAUGGAUGGCCCACGAUUUAUUCUACUUAUUCUUAUUCUUCUUCUUCUUAUUAUACACCCAAGGCUGUUUCGAUCGUGAGUUGUGUGCAGGCCGUGGAUUUUCCAUUUUACAUUGAUGCUUCGUCAUGCCUUGAUGGGCCUCCAUUACUUAAUUACUCUGGUGCGAGAAGGCGAGUGUAUGCCUUGGUCAAUGCAAAUGUCUCAUCUAUGGAAACCGCAUGCACUAUAGAGUUUAUGGCAAUGCUGCCAUGGUGGGUUGAUGAAUCUGAUCUUUGUUCCUAUGCGAAAAUUCAUGAACAUAUGGUUUAUGGAUUCGAGGUUUAUUGGAUGCAUCCUCGACACUCCAAGAUAGAUAUCGCCUAUGUCCUCGCCCUUCUCAGCUAUAUUGGAUAUAUCUUGGUCUUUCCCAUCGUUUCCAUUUAUUACAAACUCAAUCUCAGCUGGGGAAUACCGAGCGACCCUUACCUUGAUGUGAUUCUCCCGCUCUCCGGCAUUGGUAACAUUACUAUAGUCUUCUCAUUGUGA